Molecule: messenger RNA, 1008 nt
Organism: Seminavis robusta
Lineage: Eukaryota; Bacillariophyta; Bacillariophyceae; Naviculales; Naviculaceae
Source: the annotation of a GenBank genome assembly
AUGAGUGCAAGUCGCAACGAUGACAUUUACCAAAAGAAGCCCCAGUUUCUGACACUCCCACCAGCCAACGGUGGCACCACAGUGAUUCAAAUUCCCUACCAUUCAUCCCCUCCAGCAGGUCCCACCCACAAGGCAUUGGCAGGUGUCUUGUUUUUGAACGGAUUUCGAUCCUCCAUGAACGGCAACAAGGCUUGCACGUUGGAACAAUACUGUAGGCAACAAGAACAACACUCAUCAAAGGACUCAUACUACAGUAUUGGUUUCACCAGACUUGAUUAUCGAGGGCAUACUGAGGAGGAGUUAUUAACAAACAGCAAUGCUGAUUAUUUCGCAUCUCUUGGAAUGACCGACUGGAUUCAAGAUGCUCGUGCCAUGCUUCAUCAUUGUGUCGCAGAACAGAGCGGACCACAAGUGCUAGUUGGGUCGUCGAUGGGAGCUUGGAUUGCCCUUCAUUUGGCAUUGCUGGAACCCGACAAAGUGGCAGGAAUACUGGGCAUUGGGGCCGCGCCAGACUUUACACGGGAUAUCUGGGAGGGAUUGACAGAGGCACAACUGCAAGAGCUAAGAGACCGGGGUCGACUAUUGAUGCCAUCCCAGUAUUCCACCACUCCCUAUCCCAUCAGUCAACAUUUGCUUCAAGAUGGAUCCAAGUGGCUGUUGUUGUCACAUUCACAAGAAGACCAAAACACAGAAGGCGCUACUGCCACGAAUAAUGGUUCUUGCAACCACACUGCGCACAACGACGACAAAAGUGGCAAGGCAACAUCUGCGCAGUCAACGAGCUCUGUGAUCAACGUUUCGUGCCCUGUACGGUUGGUUCAUGGGCAACAAGAUGUAGAUGUUUCGUGGAAGAAAUCGUUACUGCUGGCAGAAGCAAUUGCAUCCAAAGAUGUGCAGGUUACUCUAAUCAAAUCGGGUGAUCACAGAUUGUCCACUCCAGAGGAUUUGGAGCUGAUUUGCCGGAUAUUGGGCGAUCUCAUUACCACCAUCACCGCAACCAAUGAAUGA